GCAGUUUUUUUUAUACACUUCUCCUUGCUAACCGCUUCUGGUCAACCGCUACACCUGCCUGUUUUUACCCCAAACCAAAAAUUACUUACAAUGGAUGAUUUUGAUAUGUUAAAUGCCCCAAACGCAGGCAAUGGCGUGGGUUCCGAGGAGGACCCAGCUGCCGCUUUUCUGGCCCAACAGGAGAGCGAAAUAGCGGGCAUUGAAAACGACGAGGGCUUCAGCAUCCUGGACAGUGGAGAGGUACCCUUGUCCAUGGGAGACUCUAAUGAUGGUGCCAUCAACGGAGACUUUCAUGGGGAAAGCAAUGGUCCUUCAGAUGCCUAUGCAGCUAUUUCCAAUGCUGAUCGUCUUCAGGCUGAGCCCGAAAGUCUACGCAAGUGGAGAGAGGAGCAAAGUGAGAGACUGGAGGUGCUAGAUGCAAAUUCUCGCAAGCAGGAGUCAGAAUGGAAGGAGAAAGCUAAGGCAGAACUGGAAGAUUGGCACGCCAGGCAGAAUGAGCAGCUGGAAAAAACCAAGACCAACAACAGGGUUCUGGAUGAAGACUUCUACAAACAGCCGUUCUCUGAUCUCAUUGGUUAUGUCACACACAUUAACCAUCCUUGCUACCGCCUAGACCAGGCUGCUGAAGAGGCUAUGAUUUCAGACCUGGACGAAAACAACCCUGGGACUGAGUGGGAGCGUGUGGCCCGCCUCUGUGACUUCAACCCCAAGUCCAGCAAACAGGCCAAAGAUGUGUCCCGCAUGCGCUCUGUGCUCAUCUCCCUCAAGCAGGCUCCUCUGGUCCGUUAGGCAUCAUACCACUCAGGACAUCCCAUAUCAUCUACAAUGCACCCUGGUCCACUCGCCUACCUGUCUGCAAAACAAACACAAGGGAGGUCAGCUCAGUUCAUACCUGUUCAAUGUAUUUUCCAUCCUCCAAGCACCAGCUCCCUGUAAUCCCAAUAUAGGUUUUUACAUUUUUUUAGUUAUAGCCAGAUAAAAUUAAAAAUCUCUUAUUAGCUGAUCCCACGUGACGUAAAAAGGGAAGGGUUGAGUCUGAGUUUACACUGAAAGUCUCACUACAUGCAGUUCAAUAUUCAAACUAUAUCAUUUCCAUAGAUGCUGUUUGUCAGGUCUUAGUGUUAAUAACCAUGUGAGAUGUGCCCCAUGUCCAUUCACAUCAUGUAUAACUUUUAAAAGUGUUUUUUUUAAGGACCAAACUGUAAAACUAAAGUUCUGAGUGUACUCUAAACUGUGUGUGAAGCCAGCUCUUGGCUAAUGUUCAAUUUUCCAAUCUAUGCAUUUAUUAUGACAUUUUCUCUGUCAGGAAGUAAUACAAGACCAGUCAUUACUAUUACUAUAGUUUUUAUGUCUGCGUGUGUGUAUGUACUCUGUGGACACCUAUGUACAUAUAUACAGAGUCUAUAUAAAUAAAGUAUAUAACAAAAUCAAUGAAUACUGAUUGUGAUGUUAAAACUAGAUAUUUGUUAGCUGUUCCUUGACCAUGUGCAUCCAUUGUCCUUUACUUUCAAUAUCAAUAAAUAAACAGAAACUCA
Molecule: messenger RNA, 1535 nt
Organism: Periophthalmus magnuspinnatus
Lineage: Eukaryota; Metazoa; Chordata; Actinopteri; Gobiiformes; Gobiidae
Gene: clta
Product: clathrin, light chain A
Exons: 7
Coding region: 91-789 (232 amino acids)
Biological process (GO): clathrin coat assembly; intracellular protein transport; clathrin-dependent endocytosis
Cellular component (GO): synaptic vesicle membrane; postsynaptic endocytic zone cytoplasmic component; plasma membrane
Molecular function (GO): clathrin heavy chain binding; structural molecule activity
Source: RefSeq, a predicted model, not a curated record